GGCUCUCUCAAGUACAGUCUACGAAAAGACCUGCUAGAGCCAUUAUUGCACCACAUGCAGGAUACACUUACUGUGGGUCUUGUGCAGCUCAUGCAUACAAACAAGUGGAUCCUUCAAUUACACGGCGAAUCUUCAUCCUUGGGCCUUCCCAUCAUGUGCCCCUCUCCAGAUGUGCACUUUCCAGUGUGGACAUAUAUAGAACUCCCCUAUAUGAUUUGCGAAUUGAUCAGAAGGUUUAUGCAGAUUUGUGGAAGACUGGAAUGUUUGAGCGUAUGUCUUUGCAAACAGAUGAAGAUGAGCACAGUAUUGAAAUGCACUUGCCUUACACUGCUAAAGCCAUGGAAAGGUCAGAGGUUCAGAUACAGUUACUAUGAUGAGUCCCAAGGAGAGAUUUAUAGAUCAAUUGAACACUUAGAUAAAAUGGGUAUGAACAUUAUAGAACAGCUUGACCCUGUGUCCUUUAGCAAUUACUUGAAGAAAUACCACAAUACAAUAUGUGGAAGACAUCCUAUUGGUGUUUUACUAAACGCUAUCACAGAGCUCCAGAAGAAUGGAAUGAACAUGAGCUUUUCAUUUUUGAAUUACGCUCAGUCAAGCCAGUGUCGAAACUGGCAAGAUAGCUCAGUGAGUUAUGCAGCAGGAGCAUUAAUGGUCCACUGAACCUCUGACUACUCAGGGAUGACACCUGCACACUCAAUGGGGUCCCAGCCUUGCCCUUGCAAAGAUGCAGUUCCUGAUCUUUGGGUAUACUGAAACCUCAAACUAAUAGAACUCUUCUUUUUUUCUAGUAGGUGUAGUCCUUCCUUAGUUACAACUCAUUUUAAAAAUGCUUUCUUGUUUAGGACAAGGGAGGAAGGCUGGUGUCAAAAUGUUGUGACUUCUAAAAACCAGUGGCUAUAAAGGUAUGGUGACAGACGGUCCUUGCAAAAUACAACAUGUAAAGCAUUUACCACAUCCCAGAUUUGCACUCUGCAGACCUGUGCACAUACUCUGCUUUCAGAAUAGUUUUGCAAGUUUAAACAGAAAAGGAUGGAAGCUUUUUAAUAAAAAAAAAUGCAUUUAUAAAAGAUCCUGUAUUAGAAUAUAAUAAAACUCCAGUAUAGUCAAUUACUACCCGUGUUGUACAACAAAUAUCUUCUAUUUUAGUUGCUAAUAAAGGGCUGCACAACCAAAA
This is a messenger RNA of Protobothrops mucrosquamatus (brown spotted pit viper), 1174 nucleotides long. RefSeq names its product protein MEMO1. The transcript has 7 exons. Lineage: Eukaryota; Metazoa; Chordata; Lepidosauria; Squamata; Viperidae. The coding region runs from base 55 to 660 and encodes 201 amino acids. The record is from RefSeq and is a predicted model, not a curated record.